Molecule: messenger RNA, 4793 nt
Organism: Schistosoma rodhaini
Lineage: Eukaryota; Metazoa; Platyhelminthes; Trematoda; Strigeidida; Schistosomatidae
Source: the annotation of a GenBank genome assembly
GGACAUGGUAUCGAUGCCUCCCUUUUUGGUUUUCAGCGUUGACAUUGGGAGACAGACCUAACAAACGAUAAUGAGGGCGGAGGAGUUUUGCAUCUUGUUAAAAGAAAGACGAAAAGCUUUAGCAGAUAUUAUAUUCUCUGAAUUUGGAAAAGAUAUGGAAAACAAACAGAACUCACGUAAUGAGGCGUGCGCUGCCCAAAAUAAUUUCCUUGAUGUUGAUGCUGAGGUAGAAAACCAAAUAAAGUCAAUAGCCGCAUAUCGUUACGAGAGGUUAAUAAAUGAUAUUGAACUCCAGGUAAAAGGACCCAAGUUACCCGGAAUUAAUGAUAAAGAGACUAAAAUCGGUAUUGACAAAAUGAUUCACUUGUAUUUAAAGCGUCAAAGCAACAUAAAUAAAGAUUCAAAUUCGGAAAAAAACCGUGAAAAACUAUGUCGUUUGUUAGAGACUGCCAGAUCACAGAAAAAUUCUAGGAAUACUAUCGUCAAAAAGCUGAAGGGAUCUGCAUCGCGUAAGAUUCGUCCAGCUGUAUCACAAGGUUUCACGAAGCACAUACGCCGAGUUCAAUGCUUCAAUGGUAAAUCAGAAAAGAGCCCUGUUGAUCACUGGCCGUCGUCAGAAAAUGGCUUUUUCUGUUUACUUAGAGGAUUUCUUACACAUGGAGGUGUACGGAGGAGACUAACUACAGCUCAGAUUUGUGAAUAUGUUCGUGAAUGGCAAGCCUGCAAUCAAAACAGGUUAAGAAAGGUUGGGAGAGGUUGCAGCUGGAUCGAUCGGGUUGAGGACUGGUCUUCUGUAACUCAUCAUGCAUUAGAUUUUCUUACCGCGGAAAGUCCACCCGAAAGUAUCAUACGUAACAGUUCUCGCCGACUUGUUUGUCCGAGACCGUUUGUCAAUUUAAAACCACGCAUUCAUCAGUGGUGUUGGCUUCUGUAUCCUCCAUCAGGAAUAAACCCUAAAGUUGACCAAGAAUGGAUCCAAAAAUUUGGACUGGAAACCAGCGAGUUGACGAGUUUAUUUUCUGAUUGGCUUCGAGCUCCUCGUGGUCUUGGUGGGCUGACAGAUGCAGUUUUGUCGAUAUCAGAUUCCUUGCUUGUGAGUGGGAGGAAUAAAGUCAAACCCAAUAAGAAUACAAAUUCUUCAAUUAAGGAAAAACAGUAUUCUGAAGAAUCUGAUGGUGACGGUGGUGUAGAAGACUCAGAAAUUGAUGAAGGUGAAAAAUGUCUGCGGAUAGACGAAUGCCAAGCUGAGUCAGAUGAUGGCGAUAAGAAAAGUGGAGACAUCCAAAAGAUUAGAAGAAACGUUUCAUCAAAACACUCUCAACAGUCAAUAUCCCACGAAGAUAAUCGACUUUAUUCCGACGAUGAUAUUCCUCCACCACUUUAUCCAACUAGAUGGAAACUCCGACCAUUUUCAGAGGAAGAGAAGGCUGAUUUUCAAUUGCAAGAAGCUGAACGUUUUUCUCAUCCAUGGUCUCCAUUUGUUUAUCAUAUACAAAACUACUGCGCUGUAGUUGGACCGUUACGCUCAGCUCCAAGUCCUUUAAGUCAUGACUUAGCGUUGUAUAAUUCUGGUCGUAAUUGGUCUAGUCACUCAAAGGCUAGAGACCAUCCUUUACUGCGGCUUGACCGUCCUAUGUUUGUAAGUUUAGCUGAAAUUGUUCGAGACGCUGUGGCUUGUUUGCCCAAUGGAGAAGGUACUCGUGCGGAUAUCACCACCAUUGUACAGAAUAGCGGUUUUUUACUGCCAAAUGUUAAUCCACGCCAGUUACAACAGUGUGUUAGUUCUGCGUUGGAUCGAUUACAAGGCGAAACUUCUGAUCCGUCGGUCUACUUUAAUAACAAUCGUCGUAUGUGGAUUUAUCGUCAUAGACAUAGGACUUUUGAAAAGUUUGUUGCUCAUGUGCUUACAACUUUCUGGUCUGCAUCGAUUAUCAAUAAAAAUGUAGUUGCCGCUUCCCUUUGCCUUCUGAUAUUAUACACCAUUCAGAUUGUUAUAAUAACGGUUAUCAAGACGAUCGAUUAACGAAGCACUACACUACAUAUUGGUAAUCCCGACGUACGAACACGCAACACUAUUGGCGAUCCCGAAUUACGAACGCGAAGCAAAGUUGGCAACCUCAACGUACGGCUACAUAUUGGUUAGCCCGAGAUGCGAACACGUAACAAAAUUGGAUGCCUCGCCGAACGAACACUCAACAUAUUGGUGAGCUGUAUUUGGAACACGCAACAGAAUUGGCGACCACAACGAGCGAACACAAACCAAAAAUGGAACCGUCGACGACAUAUUCUGUUAUGAUUCAAAUAAUCAUCAUAUGCUCAUUAUUACAAUAAUGUCAUAUAAUCAUCUAACGUGGAAUUAUUAUUUUUGUUCGUAUUGACAUUAAACUAUGACAUUUACGCAGUCAUAUCACUAAUCGAACAAAUUAUAAUGAUAUGGACAUUACACGUUAUGAUAUUCGAAACUCACUGGAUUAUUUUUAUUAUCCAAUGACGAAAAUUUUUCCUGAUUCGGGUGAGUUCGUUCCAAUUUUUUUUAAUGUCAUUUUCGGCUUAAUAUUACACUCUAUCAUAGACAUAAGUUUGGAGUCAUACUCCCGAUAGUAGGAACUUAUGUUCUCGAUAGACAACUAAUGUUCAUUCAUCUCAUCGGUACUCAGCAAUCGUCGUUUUCUACUUUUUACGCGACAACCUUAACUGAGCUUCAGCAAUUUUGGUUUCACGAUGAUCCCUACUUUAAUGUCUAUACAUAAACCAAGUAUUUGACGCCGCAUUACCAGCCGAUUAGUAAUGAUUAUGUUCAUAUUAUUUAUUCAUUCACAUGUAUAUCUGAAUGCUGCAUCAUCCAUCACCGAUAAUCACAAUUCGAUUACUGCAAUUAAUAUUUUAUUUCCAUUGUACUGUACACCAGAACAUAGAGUUUAGAGCUAGUCUCUCAAAGAUACACUCUUGUUCGUCACAUUCAAGUCAGUCUCACUCGCUGUCAUCGACAAUCAUAUGUAUUGGUAUUUUUAUUACGCCUUCAAACGGUUUCGUAACAAACGAGGUUGAGCGCAUAUCCCUCUAACUACACAAACCACGAUAGGCUGCAUGACCAUAAGGGAAUACGACUCCGCAUAUCUCGUUUCAUCAGUCACUAUCCUGUUCCUCUGGUCAUUCUACUAAUACAUAUUUAACGAUAACUCAACGCAAGCGACAACGCACACUGACUUCGCAUUUUAUUAUCAUUAUCAGUGCAGCAACGAAUAUCAACCGUUGAUGAAGUCAUCAUCCUACGGCUGGAUUAUUUUUUAUCCCACGUAAACUCCAAUCGUGUAAAUUCGAAUCCACUCAUCGCCAAUCGACUCUAUUUACUCGACUGCAGCUUAUCAGAACAUAUUUCACUGUUAUUUAUCCUCAUAUUCAAUCAGCACCACAGGGCAAUUACUGUUAUACUCUAUUUUCACUAUAUUUCAAAUCGCUCAUACGAACAUGUUAUUUUAUCAUUCGGACAGUCACUACAUAAAUUCAUGUUAAAUUUUUUCGAACGCUUACUAAUGUACUCAUAAUCACAUGCUAGCAUCCCUAUUUUUGUCCGCACUUUGACAAUAUUCAUGUUCCUUUUUACAUAAGUAUGACACUUUCGCUUAAUACGCUCACCCCUCACAUGACACUGUAAUUCAUCAGCUGAACUACAUGAAGCAAGAUGCGCUGUUAAUGAAACCAAGAAAAUUAUUCAACGUGGUGGCAGCACAUCUGUUCUGAAUAUUAACAAAACAGUUAAACCUACUAACCAAUUAAUUCCUGACAAGUAUUCAGAAUAUUCUAGCAAACAAAGUAAUUUACGACAUAAUUCUUCAAAAUUUUCUGGACGUUAUCAUAAUCAUCAUCACAGUGGGAGACAUAUUCAAUCAGGUUAUAUCAGUCGAGAUUAUGGGUAUAUGGAAUUAAACAGAAACUAUUCAUUUAUUGAUGAUGAUCAUAUACCUGAUAUUGAAGAAUUAGAAGCAGCUGAUGAAGUCAAUAUGAUGGAAUAUAAUUGUACAUCUGCUAAUUAUUCAAUGAAUUCUAAUAAUGUCAAAGGUCAUAUUGGUGCAGUGGUUGAUAACACAGAUUAUGACGAUGGUAAUGAAAUGGAUGAAGUGGAAUAUGAAAAUGAAAUUCUAGGUGCUUGGGAUGAUGAUAAUUCUACUGACCGAAUAAUCAAUCAUCCUACUGGUCAACAAAAACGAGGGAACCAACAAUUCAACAAAAUACCUAGAUAUUUGGAUCCAUUUCAGUCAAGAAGUCCAACAUCAUUUAUAUUGCCAUCAAAUAAUUAUUCUCAGUCAACCAUUAGUAAUUAUAAACAAUCACGAUUAAAUGAUUCUAAUUAUUCAUCGAACUCAAAACGAAUUCAUAAAAACUACACAACUGUUGCUGCAAAUGAUGAUGAUGAUGACGUUGAAAUUGGAAACUAUAUUAUUGACAGUGAAGAGAUGAACGAGGAAUAUUUCUAAGCUUGAUGAAUCAUUAUCUAAUUAAUGAUGUGUAAAUAUCUCAAAUCUUUUAAAAAUCGGAUUUAGAUAAAGUGAUUUGUUUCUUUCUUUUGAUUGCCUAUAGAUUUCUUCCAUCUUUUUAAUUUCUUUGCGAUUUCAAAAAGAGAAAACAACCCUGUUAUUCUUUAAUUUCUCUUCCAUUAGUAAUAUUCAUUUAUGUUUAAUUUAACUGUAAUUAAAGUGUAAAUCAAAAUUUCAUGUGUACAACUAUUUGACCUACCUGCAAAUAAAUCAGUAGUGUCAAUCAUAAACCAUAAAUAAAUUAGUUGUACAUUGAUC